Molecule: messenger RNA, 720 nt
Organism: Corylus avellana
Lineage: Eukaryota; Viridiplantae; Streptophyta; Magnoliopsida; Fagales; Betulaceae
Source: RefSeq, a predicted model, not a curated record
AUAGGGAUCAGCGAGAAUGAAAGUUUUCUUUGUGUUUUUCGUUUUUCUUUUCUGUCUCCCACCAAUAGUAUUGGGCGCCUUUGAUUUUUAUCUCUUGUCCCUACAGUGGCCACCGGGUUAUUGCUAUCAAAGCAAUUCAACUUAUAACCAAUGUAAGCAACCUUUUCCUAUGUCGUUCACCAUACAUGGCCUAUGGCCACAGAACUAUAGCCAUAGCCUUCCACUCCCUUGUCCACAGGCACCUCCAUUUAAUCUAAAUGAGGUGACAAGUGACCCACAACUCUUCCAGAAUAUGAACGCACUUUGGCCUAACUUAUUAAGAGUUAAAAACUCAAUAUUCUGGGGGAAUGAAUGGACUAAGCACGGAACUUGUACCACUUUUACUCAGCAUGACUAUUUUCAAACAACUUGUGGCCUCGCCCUUAGCCUCAAUCAGCUGCUUGGUGAACUACAGAACAAUGGGAUGUCUCCCGGUCGAUCAUACCCGUUAAAUGACUAUAAGGCAACCAUCGAAAGUGCAUAUAACGUAACACCACUCAUAGCAUGCAACAGGCACUUCCAAAGCCGCGCCGUACAAAUGUUCGAGAUAAGAUUUUGUGUUGACCCGACAGCAAAUGAUUUUAUAAACUGUGCAUGGACCGUUUCUAAGUCGUGUGGAAGUUCCUCCUCCUCCCCUAUUGCAUUUACUAUGUGAAUGUCAUAUAAUUUCCCAUGUGCAUG